AUGUCAGUAACGAUGUGAUUUUUUAUUGAAAUGUGUUAAAAAUUUUUCGUUGAAUCUGUCUAAACCGAUAUUCCGUAAGAGAUGUGAUAUGCUUUUCAUACCUGUCCCAAAAUGCGAUUGCCCACGAAAUGAAAAAAUUAUGGGAACAUCUUCUCUUCUUUAUGAUUAUGGUUCAACUCUGCUCGGCUCAAACGAAACAAUCAUGUCACAGUGCUGUCUACUGCCAGGGAGAUCUGCUUCAUUUAGUGCAGACUGCAAAAAUAUUCAACGACUCAAAAACUUUUGUUGAUAUGGCUAUGAUCCAUCCUCUGAAUGAGACAUUGAAAAGAUUUCAACUACUAAUGUCCGAAAACGAUGAACAUCCCACGAGAGAGCAGAUUAAAGAGUUCGUUUACAAAAACUUCAAGUCUAUUGGAGAGUUAGACGAGUAUUAUCCUAGAGAUUUCAAACACGAACCGAAAAUAAUCAAAGAAAUCACCGAUCCUGUGGUAAGAAAAUUUGCACAGAGUCUCAUUGACAUUUGGCCUACUCUAACAAGAACAGUGUCUUAUCACGUUAUCGACCAUCCAGAAACCCAUUCCCUAAUACCUGUACCACAUCCAUUCGUCAUCCCAGGUGGAAGAUUCAAAGAGUUAUACUAUUGGGACACAUACUGGAUACUCAAAGGCCUUCUUUUGAGUGAUAUGGUUGAAACGGCUCGUGGUAUGAUACAGAAUCUACUAUCUAUGGUAGAACGGUUUGGUUUUGUACCAAACGGAGGCAGAAUAUAUUAUCUGAACAGGUCCCAGCCUCCGCUUUUAACUCAAAUGGUAGCUGACUAUGUUAAGUACACGAAAGACUUUGAGUUUUUGAGAAAUAAUAUCAACACUCUUGAGAAGGAACUCCAAUUCUGGUUAACUAAGAGACUGGUAACCAUAGAAAAAGGAGGAAAAACUUAUGAAUUGGCCCGCUACGACUCGGAAAGUGACACACCUAGACCUGAGUCUUAUUGGGAAGAUAUAGAAACAUGCUCCCGUUUGACUGGUGAAAAGGAAAAGAUG
This is a messenger RNA of Leptinotarsa decemlineata (Colorado potato beetle), 1040 nucleotides long. RefSeq names its product trehalase. NCBI's taxonomy places the organism in Eukaryota, Metazoa, Arthropoda, Insecta, Coleoptera, Chrysomelidae. Gene Ontology annotation, biological process: trehalose catabolic process. Gene Ontology annotation, molecular function: alpha,alpha-trehalase activity. The record is from RefSeq and is a predicted model, not a curated record.